Molecule: messenger RNA, 1113 nt
Organism: Stomoxys calcitrans (stable fly)
Lineage: Eukaryota; Metazoa; Arthropoda; Insecta; Diptera; Muscidae
Exons: 1
Coding region: 1-1113 (370 amino acids)
Biological process (GO): DNA integration
Molecular function (GO): nucleic acid binding
Source: RefSeq, a predicted model, not a curated record
AUGAGCGAAAUACGUCAAAAGUACUGGGUGCCAUCACUGCGUCAACUAUUAAAUAGCAUCCAGAGCCACUGUUCCGCCUGCAAACUUCGUCGAGCCAGGCCACGUCAACCCCAGAUGUCUGCCUUACCGAUGGAGAGGGUGACCCCAUACGUUCGAGCCUUCACAUACACAGGACUUGAUUAUUUUGGCCCAGUAAGUGUUGGAAUCCGCCGUCAACGUGAGAAAAGGUGGGUUGCUCUUUUUACCUGCUUUACAACCCGUGCCAUCCACCUGGAGAUUGCCACAGACCUGUCCAGCGAUGCUUGCCUGAUGUGUAUCCGCAACUUCAUUAAUAGAAGAGGUGUCCCUGUAUCCAUAAGAAGCGACAACGGGACCAAUUUUGUUGGCAUAGCAAAGGAAUUACAAGGUAUUGAUAUGUUUUUGGAUACUAAUAGUCUCUCUUCAGGUUUGACGGCAUUGGGCAUCAAAUGGAUAUUCAACACUCCGUUGAAUCCAAGUGAAGGCGGCGUAUGGGAACGGCUUGUGCAGUCCGUGAAGAAGGCAUUGUACAUCAUGUUGAAAGAGCAGGCUCCAAAGCUCGAAACGCUCCAAUCGUUUCUAAUCGAAGCAGAGAACAUCAUCAAUUCGAGACCCUUGACUCAUCUACCUGUGACUCCCGAAGACCCGGAACCAUUGACCCCGAAUCAUUUUCUGCUUGGGUGCACUAAUUCAACCCAAACUCCGGCACCAUAUGAGCCCAGAUUGAUGUGUCUUCGAAAGCAGUGGCGUGUGGUGCAGAACUUAAAGAACGGCAUGUGGCAUCAAUGGCUGCGUGAAUAUCUUCCUGAGCUGACGAGAAGGACGAAAUGGUGUUUGCCAUCACAACCGUUGGACGUGGGCUGCCUUGUUUUUAUUUGUGACCCAGAUCUUCCAAGAAGCCAAUGGAAAAGAGGGCGUGUCAUCGAGCUCCAUCGCGGCAAAGAUGGUGUAGCACGUUCAGCCGAAGUGCGCACAGAUGUGGGUGUCUACCGCCGUCCUGUUUCCAAGUUGGCCAUACUAGACGUUGAAGACUCUGCUGGUGAAGGUGAAGCCUCCCCCUCUGGGUCAGUUCACGGGGGUGGGGAUGUCGUUUGA